UUCCUCGAUACUGGACCCCGAAAUUUCUGACGAUGCCGCUGACUAUCAUUCGAUCCCUACCAAGUUUCAUUCCUGUCGCCGAGCACCAGGCUGAAACCCCUGCUACUUUCGACAUCGAAUCCGCACCUCCUGUGCUACACCACCACGAAGCACCAUGCACAUUCCUCGUCGAAGAUCCUUCGGGCACUUUGCCUAUCGUCAAUGAGUCGAAGGGUGGCGUUUACGUGAAUUCGCAUAACUUGCUAGUUUGGAACGCAGAAGAGCCUAAGGGAGUUGAGGUACCAUACAGAAGUAUAACGUUGCAUGCUCUGCAACGCGGAGACGCGCCUUGCAUCUAUUUGCAGCUCUCAUUGUCGGGCGGAGAGGACGAGAUGGAGGAUUUUGUUGAGGUCAGAGUGGUCCCGGAAGACGCAUCUCAUUUGGAUGCCAUCUUUGCGGCUCUUUCGGCCUGCGCGUCACUACACCCAGAUCCUCGAGACGACGAUGAGGAAGAUGGGGAUGAUCUUAUGGGAGAAGGUCAUCAAUGGUUCACUGCGGAUAAUGUGCAUGAGUUUGAGGGUGCGACUGCUAUUGACGUCAAUGAUCAGUUCGAGGAUGAGGAAGUGGGACAAGUACGCGCAAGAGAAGAAGAUGGCGAAGAAAGAGAAAGAAAAUGGAAACGAACGGACUGAAGUUGCUUGAAUAAGGAAGGGUGAAUGUCGUUAAUUUGAGCGAGGAGAUCUGAGGUUCAAGAGGUUUCGAGGCAGAUGUCUGCGUUGGCGGCCAGAGAAACCGGACGUGCUACUUCUUACGCAAUAAACUGACAGUGGUAGACAAGAACUGAUUAGUUUCAUCAUAUAAGAUAAUAAAAUUCCAGUUUCGCCCAUGGAACACGUGACUCACCG
Messenger RNA from Saitoella complicata NRRL Y-17804, 884 nucleotides. RefSeq lists its product as uncharacterized. Gene Ontology annotation, biological process: mRNA cis splicing, via spliceosome. The coding region runs from base 33 to 671 and encodes 212 amino acids. The record is from RefSeq and is a predicted model, not a curated record. Gene Ontology annotation, cellular component: cytosol; spliceosomal complex. NCBI's taxonomy places the organism in Eukaryota, Fungi, Ascomycota, Saitoellomycetes, Saitoellales, Saitoellaceae. The transcript is spliced from 2 exons.